UGCUCAGGGCUUUAGUGCACAGAAUUUUCAUGCUUCUGCAACUCAAGCCGAGCAUGAACGUCAAAAACAGUCAAAAACAUUGUAAAUCUUUUCUAGUAAGUUAUUUUUAGUGUGUGUUUUUAUUUAAAAAUGGUGUUUUAUUUUGAAAGUGAUGUGGUGGAACCACCUGUAACUCUAUUUAUGGGUGUUGAUAAGCACGAAAAUGAAGAUCUCAUUAAAUGGGGAUGGCCGGAAGAUGUUUGGUUUCACGUAGAUAAAUUUUCGUCAGCUCACGUAUAUUUAAGACUUCGUUGCGGCCAGACAAUUGAUGACAUUCCAAGUUCAGUGUUGGACGAUGCAGCACAACUUGUAAAAGCAAACAGUAUAGAGGGAAACAAAAUGAAUGACGUUGACGUCGUAUACACAAUGUGGUCUAAUCUUAAAAAAACUCAGGGCAUGGAUGUCGGACAAGUGGGUUUCCAUAAGGAAAAAGAAGUUCGUAAACUUCAUGUUGCAAAGCGUCUCAAUGCAUUAGUCAAUCGAUUGAACAAAACCAAAAGGUCAGAACAAGUUAACUUCCGAUUGGCGAAAGAAGAGAGAGACAGGAAGGAGCGAGAAGAUAAGAAGAGGAUUCUCAGAGAGCAGAAAGAGAAAGAAAAACAAGAUGAGAAACAACGUCAAGACGAAGCUGAAAUAAGGAGUUACAAUUCGUUAUUUAAAAAUGCAAAAAUGACUAUGAAUACGGAUAAUUCUGGUUACGACUCUGACGAAUUUAUGUGAUAUGAAAUCUUUCUUCAAACUUUCAAUUUGAUUAGUUAAUAUGAUUUAUUGAUUGACUGUGAAUCGAUGCAAAAAUGGAUCUUAACUUCUAAGUAACGAAGGAUUAAGUACUUAUUGUAUAUUUUCUUCAAAAUACAUUCGUUGACACAAUUUUAUUUAAGAACUUGAAUUCAGAAAAAACUUAUUAAUAUAUCUCUCAUCACAAACUCACAAAAACAAUAUUUUCUGUAAAUGUUAUUUGUUAUUUUUUGAAAUACAUUAUCUAGAUGAA
Molecule: messenger RNA, 1030 nt
Organism: Leptopilina heterotoma
Lineage: Eukaryota; Metazoa; Arthropoda; Insecta; Hymenoptera; Figitidae
Product: coiled-coil domain-containing protein 25
Exons: 5
Coding region: 130-759 (209 amino acids)
Source: RefSeq, a predicted model, not a curated record